AUGAGUCCGGGAAAUGAUACACCAUUUUCUCCAACCGCAAGCGAUUCCAACAUCACCGCUAUCGUUCAUGAUGCCUACGACAUCACCCGUCCUCCCAAUCAUCCGGGAGCAGGCUGGACACGAUUUGUGUGUAUCUCCGAUACUCACUCACAUAUCUUCUCGGUGCCUUCCGGGGACGUCUUGCUACACGCUGGCGACUUGAGCAGACACGGGACACUGAAGGAUCUGGAGGUCACGAUCAACUGGUUGAAGAUGCUCCCGCAUCCUGCGAAGUUUUUUGUGGCUGGCAACCAUGAUUUGUGUUUAGACGCUAAUUACGAACGAGGCGGUUCUCUGCGACAGUUCAAGCCUCCGGACCUGAGAGACGAGGAUAUGUCAGCUGGGCGAAAGCUCGUUCGUGGCUGGGCGCUGCGGAAAGCUGGGAUGUUUUACCUCGAGCACGGGGCUGCUGUCUAUACAUCGAAGAGUGGAAGAGGAUAUACAAUAUAUGGUUCUCCCGCUGCACCUUUUUACUCCAUCGGAUCGUUUCAAUAUGCGAAAGGCGAAGGAAAGGCCAUAUAUGAUCGCAUCCCCGCAUCCACAGAUAUCCUCAUAACGCAUACACCUCCGCUGGGCUGCUGCGACGUCACACGUCAUGGAGCCAGCGCGGGAUGCCCGGAGCUGGCAGAGCGUCUUGAACGCAGCGACCUGCAGAACUGCAGAUUGCACGUCUACGGGCAUAUCCAUGAGGCUCGCGGCGUAGCGAUCGUUGGGCGGACCAAGAAGAAUCCUCAUGGGAGGGUGUCUGUCAAUGCGGCCCUCCUGCGGAUGCCCCUGCCGAUCAUCGUUGACCUCAAAGACUAG
Molecule: messenger RNA, 843 nt
Organism: Dichomitus squalens LYAD-421 SS1
Lineage: Eukaryota; Fungi; Basidiomycota; Agaricomycetes; Polyporales; Polyporaceae
Product: Metallo-dependent phosphatase
Exons: 5
Coding region: 1-843 (280 amino acids)
Molecular function (GO): hydrolase activity
Source: RefSeq, a predicted model, not a curated record